Pipistrellus kuhlii (Kuhl's pipistrelle) is the source of this 2175-nucleotide messenger RNA. RefSeq names its product RAB2A, member RAS oncogene family (gene RAB2A). The coding region runs from base 322 to 960 and encodes 212 amino acids. Gene Ontology annotation, cellular component: Golgi apparatus. Lineage: Eukaryota; Metazoa; Chordata; Mammalia; Chiroptera; Vespertilionidae. The transcript has 8 exons. Gene Ontology annotation, molecular function: GTPase activity; GTP binding. The record is from RefSeq and is a predicted model, not a curated record.
AGCCCUUCCGGGUCGGCGCGGCGGAGGGGCGGGGACGCCACGGCGGCUGUUAUUGUUCGACUGGGCUUUGCCGGGCGCUGUCUAUCUCGCCUCCUCGGCUGUCGGUUUGUCCGGCUCCUCCUCAUCUCCAUACUCUCGGCUGCUGACGGCGACGGGCGGAAGUUGCGACGGGCGGACCUGGCGUUUGGAGGCCCUGCUGCGGCGGCAGGUUGAGGGGCGCGGAGGAGGAGGAGGAGGAGGAGGAGGAGGAGGUGGAGGAGGAGGAGGAGGAGCAGAAGCCGGAGGAGGAGCCGUGUGCCCUGGCACGGAGCGGCCGCGGCCAUGGCGUACGCGUAUCUCUUCAAGUACAUCAUCAUCGGCGACACAGGUGUUGGUAAAUCAUGUUUAUUGCUACAGUUUACAGAUAAGAGGUUUCAACCAGUGCAUGACCUUACUAUUGGUGUAGAGUUUGGUGCUCGAAUGAUAACUAUUGAUGGGAAACAAAUAAAACUUCAGAUAUGGGAUACGGCAGGGCAAGAGUCCUUUCGUUCCAUCACGAGGUCAUAUUACAGAGGUGCAGCGGGGGCUUUACUAGUAUAUGACAUUACAAGGAGAGAUACAUUCAACCACUUGACAACCUGGUUAGAAGAUGCCCGCCAGCAUUCCAAUUCCAACAUGGUCAUUAUGCUUAUUGGAAAUAAAAGUGAUUUAGAAUCUAGAAGAGAAGUAAAAAAAGAAGAAGGUGAAGCUUUUGCACGAGAACAUGGACUUAUCUUCAUGGAAACUUCUGCUAAGACUGCUUCCAAUGUAGAAGAGGCAUUUAUUAAUACAGCAAAAGAAAUUUAUGAAAAAAUUCAAGAAGGAGUCUUUGACAUUAAUAAUGAGGCAAACGGCAUUAAAAUCGGCCCUCAGCAUGCUGCUACCAACGCCACACUUGCAGGCAGUCAGGGAGGACAGCAGGCCGGGGGAGGCUGCUGUUGAAUCUGUUUUUACCGUCGCACUGCCCACAUGGGGCUACUCACUGCUCCUUUCACCCUCUCCCACUCAGCUGCGACAUGGAACUAUUUGAAAUGGCUUUAUGUCACAGAAGACUUUACUCUUUCAAAUUCUUGUAUAACUUUGAAUAAAUGGUUAAUGUUCACUUAAAAAGACAGAUUUUGGAGAUUGUAUUCAUAACUAUUUGCAUUUGAUUUCUAGGUCAAUUGAUGUGAUUAUUUUUGUUAAAUGUUGUCUUGUGCCCUUACCUACGAACUGAAUUGUAUUAAACACUACAAAGUCAUCUUGAGUAUUUUAAAUCAGUUUGUGUAGUUAGGUUUCCCAACACCUGUGGUUACCUAAUGUUUAAUAUUAAUAGAACUGUCCUCAAAAAGUUUGUCAACUUUCAAGGCUAUAAGGAAAAACCAGAAGGAUUCUUUUAAUUCUAUAUUUAUCAGUUACUUUCUGUAUAUAUAGUUUAAUAACCUGCUUGGGUGUAAUUUGCCAAGCUUGAAUUCAUUAAUGCAUUUGCAUAAAUUCUAAACUGUUUAGAGCUUAAAGCAUUGUUAGGAAUUGCUUGGACACUGAAUUUUAAACUUUUUGACAUUGUUAGCAAGCAUGUUCAUCUUCUCUUGUCACUAGUCCAAGAAAAAUAUGCUUAAUGUACAUUAUAAAGGCUAUGUAUGUGUUAACCUGUUUUAAUGCCAAAAGUUUGCUGUUUGUCCCACAAUUUCUUUAAGACCUCCUCAGAAAAGGAUUUGUUUGCCUUAAUGAAUGCUGUUGGGUAAAAACACAGUAUAAUGAGUGAAAUGGGCAGAAGCAAGAACUUCAUACACCUAAGCGACUCCAAGAAGAAUGAAUGUCCACAUUUAGGUGGCCAUUAUGAGGACUUCAAUUUUUCCUUAAACACAAUAACUUUUCUUUUAUUCACAUGAUUUCUAAAUAUAUUUUCCAUGCAGGACAGUUUUUCAACCUUGAUGUACAGUGACUGUGUAAAAUUUUUCUUUCAGUGGUAACCUAUAAUCUUUUAAAUAUGGUAAUUCUUGUCUGUUUUGAAGGGGAUAUGACAAUAAAUCUACCAGAUGGAAGAUCCUGUUAAAAAGUAGAAAAGCUUUAGUAGCUUACUCAGUGUGAUGGUUUUAUCCUUUUUUCCCCCCCUUUUCUUCCCUAGUCUAUAAUGAAAUUGUUAUAGCAGUGCAAAAUAAAAUCCUAUGUAUAAAA